UCUCAACUUUCAUCCAUCUCUCGAACCCCUUUUUCCUGCGUCCACACUGUCUCUCUUGGAUUCUAGAAGGACACCCAAGAGAGAGUUUUUCUUCUCCCAAUUUUUCGCCACUUCGAAUCAUCAUGCAAUCUCCCUUGAAGGGCACCGGCAGGCCCGGUAUCAUCACCAGCUUCGACGAGACCAGGGCCAUUAAGAGAAGGCGAGGAAGGAAUGUAGAUGUUAUUGGGACCAUGCCAACACCGCGCUCUCAUCAACUUCCUACUCCCGAGACUGUGCGCCGGCCGUCAAAGUCAGAAGUUUCUCAAGAUGAGCCAACCCUGUCGUCUCAACUACCCACGCCCCAGACUCAGCGUCACCGCCGACAUGCGUCACCAAAAAGCGGUGAUGCAUUUCCCGCUUCACCAUCGGGUCAAACAACAUUUUACCUCGCCGCCAAUCACCCAACAUCUCGCGCGGAAAUCUCACGUCGUCGGCCAGGGUUGAUGUUCGCUCAACAAAUGGGCCUGAUUUCAUCAAGCAUCUCGAGAGGUGUAGGUGUAGGUAUGGGCGGACAUACGAUAGGGCAACAAAAGGUGGACUUGGUCCAGGCGACCAGCCAUGAGGACAACCCGUUUCUCGUGUCAAAGGCGGAUGAACAAACAAUGGAUGUACCAGUUGGAUUGGCUUCUCCCGGUGCCAUAACGACCCAUCGACCAGGAGACCUGAGUUCGGAUACCGAAGAUGAUGCCGAACCCCUUUGCUCCUUUACCCUCUUAAAACAAUCUCCCGCUCGCACCCAACCUUCAUCAUCUAUCCAACCCUCUCCUGUUUAUCCUGCCAGCGGUCUCCUUUCUCCACCACCUACCAAACCCGCACCUCGUAUAGCAGAUCCCAACUCUAAAACUGUUCUCACCCGUGCAGAGCAUGCCGCCAAAAUAGCCUCCCGUCGCAAAGCGGAAGAACGUCGCCAAAUGCUUGAUGUCGAGCACAACCCCUUCCUCAUUAAACCAGGUGAACCGUCAACCCGUCGUGCGGGACCUAUCGUCGAUGAAGACCAGCCCACCGUGACGUACCUCUUCAGAGGUGCUAAACGCGUGUUUGCCAACCCACUCUGGAAUUCAAAGAUGCCUUUCCCAAGAGCGGAGUUACCUCCUGAGGACGAUGAUUUCGAGCCUCAUCCUCUGCCCAAACCAAAGCUCCUCUGGCCAGAAGGUCCAUCUCCCUCCAAAAGAAUUAAUCUCGAAAAGGUGACCCGAUCCAGCACUCCCUCGCCCUCUCGCAUUGCUGGUCUUUCGCCGGAGUCAUCACCCGUCGCAACACCUACCAUUCUUCGUCGCUUUGGUGGUACUUCUCUUUCAACAGAUAGCCCCAAUCCUCUAGGUGUAGGGCAGGGCGCAUUUACGGACGAUGAGAAUGACUUGAAUCAUCAGGAUGCGGAGGGAGAGUCUGAUUUUGAGCCUGAAGAGGAGCAGGAAGAAUUGCCUGUGCGGAGAGGAUUAUUGUUUGGAGGUACAGGGAUGAAGCGGGAUAGACCAUCGUCCCCGGGAGGAACUAGGACGGUGAAAAAGCUGAAGGGGGCUGAGAGACUGUGAUUUCGUCAUAGCAAGUUUUCGUGGGAAGAGCUGGGGGAACUAUGAAGGAACAGUGUUUUGUUCAUUACAAGCGUAUUCAUAUUUAUUGCUAUAUUUUAGCUGUACAUAGGCAUUUAAUCAUAGCUUGCAGUGAUCUUGAUGAAUGCGAGUUCGUGCACUUU
Molecule: messenger RNA, 1732 nt
Organism: Cryptococcus deneoformans JEC21
Lineage: Eukaryota; Fungi; Basidiomycota; Tremellomycetes; Tremellales; Cryptococcaceae
Exons: 2
Coding region: 123-1571 (482 amino acids)
Source: RefSeq, a predicted model, not a curated record